AUGGAUGGCUCAUUCAAUGAUUCAUUCAAUGAUUCAUUCGAUGAUUCAUUCAAUGGUUCAUUUGAUGGUUCAUUCGAUGGUUCAUUCGAUGAUUCAUUCAAUGGCUCAUUCAAUGGCUCAUUCGAUUCCACCACAUUCGUUUCUGUCGUCGAUUCAUUUCUCUGUUCCUGGGUUGAUUCCGCAGUGGAUUCGUUUCCUGCUGCUACUUCCGGCUCUUCCAUUCUCUGUUCCUCCUCAGUCGCUUGCUGCAAAGGCUCCGUUUGGACCUUGGAAGGCUCGUUCGGAGAACCGAUUUUCGGCUGCUUGCUGGAUUUGUGGAGAAUCCGAGUCUCUAAAUAA
Molecule: messenger RNA, 339 nt
Organism: Blastocystis hominis
Lineage: Eukaryota; Bigyra; Opalinata; Blastocystidae
Exons: 1
Coding region: 1-339 (112 amino acids)
Source: RefSeq, a predicted model, not a curated record